Messenger RNA from Cottoperca gobio, 4792 nucleotides. Its product is annotated as growth/differentiation factor 11-like. Gene Ontology annotation, cellular component: extracellular region. NCBI's taxonomy places the organism in Eukaryota, Metazoa, Chordata, Actinopteri, Perciformes, Bovichtidae. The transcript has 6 exons. Gene Ontology annotation, molecular function: cytokine activity; growth factor activity. The coding region runs from base 534 to 1703 and encodes 389 amino acids. The record is from RefSeq and is a predicted model, not a curated record.
CUCCAGUGUUAUCUGGCUCCUACCUGGCUGUCAGUUCUCUUCUUCAGGGUGCCUGCUCGGCUGUCGCUUCGUGCCAGACGCCUAGAUGAACUCUCGGUCUGAUAAGGAGACAAACCCACACCUCAGCAGCAGUGAGUGAACUGCCGACGCCCAGGCCGUGAUCUACGGAGAGCCACUGGGACCAAACUGUGUUUAACACCGCCCUCUCUCCGCCCACUCUCCGCCCACACACUCAGAGGAGUCAAAGCAUCAUCAUCACACUUGAUAAUCGUGGCAGACAAAAAGCUAAGCACCAGAAGGUUGGAUUGACGAUCAAAAAGUCUAGCGCCUCCUGAAGCCUGGAUCUCAGACUCAAAUAUGAGGCUUCCUUUCUGGGAAGAAGGUGUUGGUGCCACGGACUCAAGAGUUUGUUAUGUGCUGAGGAUAAGGCAAGGAGCGGCGCACAUCCGAGAGAGGGGAUAUAACGGGAUAAAGCGAGUGAAAAGACAAAAAAAAAAGAAAAAAGUUGCAUUGCCUGGUGUCCACGCAUCGUCAUGCCGAGGUACAACUUCUUACUGUGCUUGAUGGUGCUCAUCUCCCUGGGACAGUCGGGGAGCGAUGAGCCCAAUGUGCUGCUGCCUUCUGCCAGCGAGACGCCCACGGAUGCCGGGCUGUCCCUGCUGGACGAGGACGCCGGUUCUCACGAGUGCUCCGCCUGUGUUUGGAGGGAGCAGAGCAAAGUGCUGAGACUAGAGACCAUUAAGUCCCAGAUCCUGAGCAAGCUGCGUCUGAAGCAGGCGCCCAACAUCAGCCGGGAGGUGGUCAAUCAGCUGCUGCCCAAGGCGCCUCCGCUCCAGCAGCUCCUGGAUCAUCACGACUUCCAGGGAGACGCGUCGUCCCAGGAUGAGUUUAUGGAGGAGGAUGAGUACCACGCCACCACGGAGUCCGUGAUCACCAUGGCCUCUGAGCCGGAGCCCCUGGUGCAGGAGAACGGGAAGCCGAGCUGCUGCUUCUUCAAGUUCAGCCCCAAACUGAUGUUCACCAAGGUGCUGAAGGCCCAGCUGUGGGUGUACCUGCGGCCGCUGCAGCAGACCUCCACCAUCUACCUGCAGAUCCUCCGGCUGAAGCCCGUCACGGAUCAGGGCAGUCGACACAUCCGCAUCCGCUCCCUGAAGAUAGAGCUCAACUCCAGGGUUGGCCACUGGCAAAGUAUUGACUUUAAGCACGUGCUGCAGAACUGGUUCAAACAGCCCCACACCAACUGGGGAAUCGACAUCAACGCCUUUGAUGAGAGCGGCAAUGACCUGGCAGUUACCUCGCUGCGACCCGGAGAGGAGGGACUGCAGCCAUUCCUGGAAGUGAAGGUUCUUGAGACGACCAAGCGCUCUCGGAGAAACCUCGGCCUGGACUGCGACGAGCACUCCACCGAGUCUCGCUGCUGUCGCUACCCUCUGACUGUGGAUUUCGAGGCGUUUGGCUGGGACUGGAUCAUUGCCCCCAAACGCUACAAAGCCAACUACUGCUCCGGCCAGUGCGAGUACAUGUUCAUGCAGAAAUACCCGCACACCCACCUGGUGCAGCACGCCAAUCCCAGAGGCUCUGCAGGGCCCUGCUGUACCCCGACCAAGAUGUCCCCCAUUAACAUGCUCUACUUCAAUGACAAGCAGCAGAUCAUUCACGGCAAAAUCCCGGGGAUGGUGGUGGAUAGAUGUGGCUGCUCUUAGGCUGCAGGGGAAACGCACACUUGUGUACAGCCACCAUCGCAUCAAACCACCCAAAACCCUUACGGAGCUCUCCCCUGGCACCAGAACCCACUACUCGGCACCAGAUUUCACUUUUGCUCAGCCACAAAAUCAUCCCACUGGGUUUCCAUUUUUCCAGUAAUUAAAUUGAUUCUAACUGUAAAAAAAAGAAAAAAGAAAAAAGUUAUAAAUUAAACAUGAAUCAAAAAAAGGACUGAGUGAUGGAAAUACAGUACAUUAUGAAUGAUUUAAAGAGGUCGUCCGUGUGGAGCAGCUUCAGAAAACGGUAAAUGAGACAAAACUAUGUUAUAGAGUACGUGUUAGUUUUGUGGGUUUUUUAAAGGUUGUUGUUUUGUCUUUUUAUGGCAUCUUUGUGAAAUGUCCAGGUUAGUGGAUUGAGAUGACAGGAGACAUAAGCAUUUACAAUAUUUUAAAAGCAAUUUCAGUCCUCCUAAGGUGAGUUUGGAAAUACCUAAUUUUACAGAUACGCUUACUUACGGGUGAGAUUUGAUCCACAAAAAUGUUUGCAAGGGGGCAUGAUCAGAAUUAUUUUGCAAUCCUUCACUUUAACAAAAAUAACUAAAUCCAUGCUAAUGUGAGGAGGGGUUUACCGUUAGUAUAAAUCCAAAAUCUUGUUUACAGAUGUGCUCUAGGGAUGUAAAGUGUUGAGGAGAUCCAAAACCAAACCUAUACCCUCUAUUAAUGUAUAACACCCCAGUGUGACAUUCUCGAGUAUCUACGAAACCUUUCACAGUUACUUUGAUCUUUUUUUAUUUGUUGUCUUGUAAAACUCAAAAAGGAAAAGGGAGAGAAGAGGUUACGCUAUUUUAACUCUGUCUUUCAAAGCGGAUAAAUAAAGCCAGUAUAGCUAUUUCUGCCAUUCUGCAAAAGUAGAUAAGACAUAUUUAGGUUUCACUGCCAAACUAAAGUCUAAAACUAAGUCCUGUAAUGUAGAUGCACUCUGAAGUUAUUCGGCACCGCCUGGGAGAGGAGGAGGAGCAGGAUCCUGCAGGAUGACGAGAACCCGACACAUUUUCUUUCUUCUACAUGACAAAAGGAAAAUAAAUGUUCACACCUUCAACUUUUGCAUUGAUGAGAUGUAAACGCACUGUUUCAUAACUUGAACAGGCCCGGGACUGAGCAUGUAAUAACAAACAGAGAGCAAAAAAUCCAUAUCCUGAAACAAAACACACGAGGGUGACAGUCCUGCUCAAAUGUUCCCCAUGAUGUGAACUAUUGAGCUGAAAAUAGCACAGAACAGAAUAACAGUAUUGUAACUAGAAGUUUACACACUCAUACUUACAGUAGUGUUUGCGUCCGUGUUAAAAAGAAAAACACUUAAAUUUAGAAAGAGCAGUAGCUUCAUUACUCACGUCGUCGACCCAGUUCAUUCACUUUAUCUCGAUGCUAGUUUCAGAAAAGAGGAAAAUAAAAAUGCAAAAACCUUUAACUGCAGUACUGUACUCAGAAAUAAGAGCUUUUAUAAAUCACAACAAACCACAUAACACGUGCAAAUCAAGAGAAUGUAACUCAACCACUGACUUUAGAUUAGAGAACCUUUUUGAUUGCGUUUUGAAAUGCCCCCAUCCACCUCCACCUCAACUGUAUUGUCAUUAUCAUAAAAUAUUGUUAGUGCUUGAACACAGAGUAGAUUAGUAACGCUUAAAGUCUGUCUUUGUCUCCUGGAUGUCAAAGCAAAGAUAUCCUUUUGUUGUAAACGAAAGCACUAUGCUGUUGGAUAAAGGAAGAGCCUUCUGACAUUAUAUAUAAAUGAUAUAUGUAUAUAUUAAAAAAAAAGGGUACAAAAACCUUUUUUUAGGGCACUCUACCUUACCAACAAUAAAUUUUGCACUAUGGGACGUUCAUGGCGUGAGGAGGUAAAGUGUUGUUUGUGUUUUACCAAGCAUAAGAGAGCUUGUACAGUAUAGGAUAAAAAAAAAAAAAAAACUAUUCAAGCUUCUGGUGAUAAACCAUGAACUAGAGAGGUUAUCACUUCUUUUUGAUACCAUCACGCUUUCCUGACUUUUGUCUGAAGCGGGGGCCUGUCCAUACACUCACACACUUUUAUCCAAUCUGGAACCUGGACGUACUGUACCAGCGGCCUGAAAGGCCUCCUUGCCCACUUUGGGUGAUAAGUCAUGUGUAUAAUAAGUGUCUGGAUCAAUGAAAAUAGAAUGCUUUAACUGGAAAUGGCCCGCCCACCAACUUUAAUCUGUUACCAUGUUAGAGAGACUACGUCCUUUUGACUUAAACAAUGUGUCGACUGUCUUGCGUAGACAUGUUUUUGCCUUUGUGUGUAUUUUAAGUGAAAGCACCCAUGUAAGAAUGGGAGGAGUAUCCAGGGAUUGUUAGCCAAAGUAGAGGAUGACAUGUUGUGUGCUGUAACUUUUGUGAUCGCAGGAAUAUGCUAGAACAUUUCAAAGGGAGGAAAAAGCUGGUUUCGGGGCAGUGGUUGGAAAUAAUUCAACUGGUCAAUUGUCUAUUUAUUAAUAUUAAUUACAAUGCAUUUCAAAGUCUGUCUACCUCACUUUAGCCUCCUAAAAACCUUGCUUUUUUAAAUUUGUCAUCGAUUAAUCUGUGCAAACAUUUAACCUUCAAGAACCCCCCCAAAAAAUGUAGAUGAAAACCACAGGGUCCCCUUGCUCUCAGGUUCAGAUUGAGUUAUUGACAGAGUGACUGAUGGUAGCGGCUCUGGUAAUGUGUGGUCUAAAGAAAUAAUUAGCAGUGCCCACAUCUAUAACUUGUUGAGAAGUUGCAUUUUGAAUUUUAGUGUUUGUAUACUGGUAUGUGUGAGAGUGUUUUCAUAUAAAUAUAUGAGAGUAAGAAAUCUCUAUGUAAAUACCUUCCCAAAUGUUGACAUUUAUGAUGUUUUGGACAGGUUCGCCGCUUCUAAUGUUUUUCUCACUUUCCCCCUUCAUUCCUCCGUUCUUUGUGUAGUUUUAAAAAUAAAUCACCCCAACUUUGUAGUUUAAUGGUUGUGCAUAUGAAUAACUGUUCAAUUGUUAUUUUUGCCUUUUGUUGUUUAUUUACUGUCAUUUUUCUUUUGUACAAUAAAUCAUUUAUUUAGCUUA